AUGGUCCGAAUGAACGAUUGUGAAUAUAAUCAAUCAUCAUGGGUACAAUUAUCGCCUUUUGUUCAUCAAGUUGGCGGUCAUUCAUCCAUGUUUCAAUAUGAUAAAAAUACACUUUGUAAAUUACUUGCACCACCUGAAUUAGAUUUUUAUCAAUCAAUACCUGAUUCAUUAAAAAAGUUUACACCAGAAUUUCGCGGUAUUGUUACAGUUCAAUAUUGUGAAGAUGAAUCAGGUUAUAUCAAACUUGUUGCUCGACCACAAACAACUUCAUUAGAAAAUGAAUCUAUAUCAAAUGAGCAAGAUAUAUCUUUAACAAAUGAUCAACAAUCAUCUGAUAAUAUUUCACGAAAAUCAGUACAAUUACGUUGUUCAAAAGAUGGAUCAAUUGAUUAUUCAAAUAGUUUAGGUGUUGAUAUUGCUAAUUAUGAACAAGGAAAAAUUACAAUGUCAGUUAUUAAUCCUUGGAGUUUACAAUUAUGUAAAAAACAAGCAGAAAAAUUACAUCAACAAUUCAUUGGCGAUGAAAAUGUAACUGUUUCACAGAAAAAUGUAACAGCACGAUUUCAUAAUCCUUGUAUACUUGAUUUAAAAAUGGGUAAAAGACAACAUGCUGAUAUUGAUUCAGAUAAAAAACGUCAAUCAAAAAUACAAAAAUGUGAAUUAUCAACAUCAUCAAAAUUAGGUGUUCGUUUAUGUGGUAUGCAGGUUUAUCAAAUAGAUAAUAGUCGAUAUAAAUUUACAGAUAAAUAUCGAGGUCGAAUGUUAACUGUUGAUGAAUUUCGUUCAUCAUUAGUACAAUAUUUUGAUAAUGGUCGUACACAACGUUUUGAUGUUGUACCUGAAAUAAUUCAACGAUUAGAAUCAUUAUAUAUAAUAAUAAAUUCUUUAGUUAAAUGUCGUUUUUAUAGUGGAAGUCUUUUAAUUGUCUAUGAUGGUUCAUUACAAUCAAAACUUAUUGAUGUACGUAUGAUUGAUUUUGCUCAUACAAUAUGUGGUACAACAACAAAUGAUGAUUCAUCAAAUAAUAACCUUGACCCUGAUAGAGGUUAUUUACAUGGACUUGAAAGUUUAAUAGGAAUUUUUCGUGAGAUAUUAAACAAUGAUGGAAAACAUAUAGUAGGAACUGAAACCAGAAAAGAAUCAUGA
This is a messenger RNA of Rotaria sp. Silwood2, 1146 nucleotides long. NCBI's taxonomy places the organism in Eukaryota, Metazoa, Rotifera, Eurotatoria, Philodinida, Philodinidae. The record is from the annotation of a GenBank genome assembly.